Molecule: messenger RNA, 2062 nt
Organism: Neoarius graeffei (lesser salmon catfish)
Lineage: Eukaryota; Metazoa; Chordata; Actinopteri; Siluriformes; Ariidae
Exons: 4
Coding region: 324-1826 (500 amino acids)
Source: RefSeq, a predicted model, not a curated record
AGUCUGAUUUGGUGAUCAAAUCUUACCAUAAAAGUAUGAUUUUUGGCAAUUAAGAUAUUUGCAUUGGAGCCUCAUGCAUAUUUAAAGUGCUUGCUGUGGCCAAAAUUGUAAUGUGUUGAAAUUUAAGAGGAUAUGUCCUCUUAAAGACCAUGUUUUUCAGUUCCUGAGUUGUCUGAUAUGGUUACAGUAACACAUCUCUGUAUCCAAAUGUUUCAACAAGAUGCUGUACCAAAUUAUGAGAUAUGACAUGAUAAAACUAAAUAAGACAUUGAACCACCUUUUUAAAUAAUUAAAAUGUAUUAUACUUUUAUGUAUUUAACAGAAUGGAUGGCCCAGCAGGAAAUGCCAAAAAAGAGAUGCCCAAAAGAGUGCGAUACCCACCGAAGAAGUUGCGUUUUUAUGAACCAGACCCUGGCUCACCCAAAGAUGACUCCGAUGGACUUUUUGUAUUUUUGACCUUUGAAGAUGGAUACACGGCAAAGAUAUUUAAUGUCUGUGAUAUACUAAGCAAAGAUGAUAAACCCACUGCCUGCCUUAGAGAUCUGAAGCCAGGGGAAGAAGUACUUGCAAGAUGGUCCAACAGCAAGUUCUACCGCACCACAGUGGACUUCGUUGGAACAGAUAACAAGACAGUGGAUGCCAAGAAGGCCACAAAGAAAGACAUGAAAAAAAGAGAUGCAGCUGCUCAAAGAUUCUACAACCUUCCAUCACUACCUCAAGCAGGUCAGUCCACCUCUGUACAGGAUCAUCCAAAUACUGUGGACCACAAUGUCAUCCAGCCUCCAACUACCUGGCCAGUGUACCAACCUCAACCUAUCGAGUCAUCUUUACCUAUCCAGCCACAGCACCAGCCUGUAACUGCCUGGCCACAGUACCAGGUUCCAGUUUCCCAGUCAUCACCACACACGCAUCCAUGUUACCAGCAUCCACCUAUCCAGCCACUCCACCAGUAUGCACCCACUCUGUCUCCAGUCACACAUUGUUCCAACCUUUCGCAGUAUCCAAAGCAUCACCAACCUCACACGGCACUGCCCACAUCUUCAGACCUGUCACAACAACCUGUUUUGGUGGAUUUGGAUCACCGAAGACAGCCACCAGCUCCUACUGUAACACCCAAAGAAAGCUUUCUCAAAAUGUUGUACAGUCCUAAUAAAAACCAAAAACCUGCUGUUCUUGGGGACCAGAGCCAGCCUAGUACGUCUGAACAUGAGACUUCUUCAAGCUCAUCAUCUGCAGAUACUUUAAUCAUCGAGCGUGAUCCACUUCCAGAAUAUGGAGAGCCAGUUUUCAGUUUGCCUGAAUCAAGAGAAGACAGAUCAUGGAAGCCAUGCAGGGCAUGCAAGCCAGAGGUGGAAAAAUUAGUGGAGGAGAAGGCCAAACUGCAGGAUGUGCUGUGCGGUAUAAGUGGUGAGCACCUCGAGGCAUUAAAAAGCUUUCUGAACAAAGUGGAACAGAUCCAACCUCAGGCUGGUGUUGGGGCUCCAGAACACAGAUCUGGGAAGCAAGAGCUGUAUCCAGAAAGUGGCCUAUUCGUGUCUUCUACCCGCCUGGCUGCAAUACAUGCAGAAGCAAAGAAGGACUGCCUCCGAUUGUUCCAUCUUCUUUUUGAUGAGUUCUUUACUGCAGCAGAGUGCCGAAAUGCUGUGGCCUUUGGGAAGCACGGGAAGGUGCCAGAUGGGAAGACAGUCCUGGAUAAGUUCAAGGUCAAUGGGAUUCUAACUUACAUCAUGCGCUGUAGUACCCUGGAUGGAUGGACACCUGUGGAGAAAAGUAAGGUCAAAAAAGCCUUCAUAAACAAAUGCCGCAUCAGGGCCACAACACUGUAAAGUAUUGGAUGUGGCACACUGAGACAUUUGUUGAAAUGACCAUGUUCAAAAAAAGCCCCUGUAUACAAAUGCUGCAUGAGGGCCUUAAGACUCUAAAGUUGUUAAAUGUUGUGCAAUGUGCACUGUUGUAAAGUUGUGCUGAUACUGCUUAAAACACUGGAGACCUUGUUACUGUUUUAAAAACAUAGGUUUACUGAAAAGGGACACAUUUAUUGUUCAGGUUUUAUAAUGACAAU